Messenger RNA from Prunus armeniaca (apricot), 240 nucleotides. NCBI's taxonomy places the organism in Eukaryota, Viridiplantae, Streptophyta, Magnoliopsida, Rosales, Rosaceae. The record is from the annotation of a GenBank genome assembly.
AUGGUGGGUGCGUUUUGGGGGACGCGAGUGCUGGAGAUAGUGAAGAAGCACGACUCUGGAGGUCUAGUGUGGAAGAGAAUAAAGCUGACCACCACCCGUAAAGCCAACGCCAAGAAGCGCCUCCUCCGUGUUUGGCAGAAUGAGGCUGUUCUGAGGGCAUGUGCGGAAACACCUACUUCACAAUCAUCAGGAGCUGCUGCCAGUGGAGUCUCUGAGAAAGAUAGCACAAGUAGCCAAUAA